AAUAAAUUAUGCUGCCUCCUCCCUGCUAAAGUGGGUAAAAGGCUGCAGCAGUAACUUGGGAGAAAAUUGGCUGUCAUAUUUUCGGGGUGUGCGGCUGCAGCAAGGAACAGUACUAUACUCUGAAGCAACGGGUAGAGGAGAGUAAACAGAGGAUAAACCUAAUGGAGAGCGAGUUCCUACAGAGUACUCUCUACACAGAGAAUGAGCUGGACGAAUGCAGGGAGGAGUACAGACUGCUCCAGCAAAAAUAUAAUGCAUUGGAGAAAAGUCAUCAGGAAUUACAUGAAAUAAACCAGGAUUUAGAGGAGAGAAUUCUUGAUGUCGAAAGAGAGACACAACUGCUUUAUGAAGACCAGGCGGCCGCAUAUGAGAAGGAAAAGCAAGCCCUGAACAGGGAGGUCUUGACGCUGAGUCAAAAGCUUUUAGACACCAAGUUUGAAAUCAACAAAUUAGAGGAGAAAAAUAAUCGAUACAAGAAAGACUGUGAUCUAGCUGUUCAACUAUUACAGUGUACGCCAUCAGGAGCGUAUAUGCAACAUAAAGUUAGCCAACUUCCACAAGAUCUGCAAUACUAUGUCCACCAAAUUAUGGGUGAGAUCAACAAGGGAGUGUUCCAACCAUCGGCAACAUCUCCUACCGAAUCCAAUAGUAGCCAUCCUCUUCUGUCAAGCUCAGGUACUAGUGUCUCUAAUGGCUUGAUUGCUGCCAGGACCUACAACUCCGUCCCUGCUCAUGUCGUGGCCCGCGCCAUGCAACGGAGGGAAGAAGAAGAGAAGAAGGAAAUGGAAAAGCUUGUGCCGACCACCAGGAAGCGGAAAACUGGGAAGGAUGGUGUUGUCCUGCUGCAUGACAAGGGGACUCAGACGAUCACCAGGCCGACGAUGAAUAAGAAAUACUCCCUGUUGUGUGUGAAAUGUGGCAUGAGCAUGAAAGAUGAGGAGGAAUCCUCUUCGGUUUCAGCUGCUGUGGACAAGCCAAAGGAGAAGGAGGGUGAAGGGGUGGAAGAAAAGCCAGAGCCCGAAAAGCAUCUAUUGGUGGAUGUAAGCAUCGAUGAAGAAACAGCUCCACCUCCUGUUAAUCUACUUGAUCUUACGGACACUCCACCUCCACGGGUGCCCUAUCCCAAAGGUCCAUCAAACACUAGUCUCCUGCUUGACUUGCUUGAUGGACAGACGGAUGAUGCACCUGAAGCGGAGAAGACAUCCCAGGAGCAGACCCUUGUUGAUUUGUCCGACCUGGUUAUAGGUGUCCCUGAGGAUGUCAGCCAUCCUCCUGUUGAUAGCCCAUUGAGCAAUGCCACUUCCCCUCAGGAUGCUGCAACUCCCGCUGAUUCGGGCAUCUUUGACGAUGUCCUGGCAACCUCCAGUGCAACCACCCAUACCUCUGAUUCAGCUGCUUCCAGUGACAUCGCUUCUCUUGAACCCGAGGCGGAUGCUGCAAUGAACGUGUCAAGACGAAGCACACCAUCCAGACGGUUGGGGUCCGAGGGUGACGGCAGCCCACAGCACAAAGUCAACGGCGGUGGCCGUUCCAGUCCACCACCAUCACACUACAACAGCGACACUGACUCCAAGUCAGCCGACGGGCAACAUGAAGAUCCGCCAAGUCCUCCACCAAGUCCGGUCAGAACCCCUGUUGAGAAACCGCCGCCAAGGCAUCCGAAGACUUCACCUCCUCCGCCACCUACGUCGGCACCUCCUCAGACAACAGGUACAUCAACAGCAAUCGUCAAACCCAGAAUCAAUGGACAGAUAAAUGCUGGUGUAAGGCCAGGUAAAUUAGCUAACAAAGAUGGACCAAUGAAAGAAAAGCCAAGACCCAUCGGUAGUGCCUCCACCAACCAAGCUGCACCUAUUGGGAGAUCAAAGGCUUCGUAUAUGCAGACAAGUGUGUGACGCUACGCUAAGUCUGUGUAGAUUAGUAAUGAUAUUGCAUAUUAUAAUGAAUGAAAACAGAAAAAUCAUGAUUGCAAAUGUAGCAACUUCAUUAGAGACAACUCUGAUACUCAUUGCUUGUUUUUUAUACUGCGUAGUUCAGGAUAUUCUCGUAUUCGUGUUUAAUGCCACUUUAAAUGUACUUAGAAAACCAAACAAUUCAGGACUCUUUUAACCAUGUACUUCUGAAUGUCAUUUCCAUUCCAAAAUUUAUACAAAUUUUAUUUCCCAAGGAUUCAUAAGGAAACUAUUUUUUGUUACCUUCAUUUGUUUCUAUAUCCUCUGUCUUGAUACGUCUUUAAAACACCAUUUAAAUUAGGAAUGGUUUAACAUUGUGUGUAGGUUGAUUAUAGGACUGUAGAUGCUUUAAAUUGUGAUUACGACUUCAGAAGGUGAUAAUGUAGAAGUCGAUCUUACAGCAAGCCCAUGCCAUCAUAAUUGUGUCCAUGUUCUGUAAUUAUCCGAGAAGUUGCAUAUUUGGGAUUCUACAUUUUUGUACAAUACUGCAGAGCAAAACUUCUGUGAAAAGUGUAAUUAUCACAGGAAAUGAUAAUAUUUCUCAUUACUUCUCUAUAUUCUUGUGGAUGUUUCAUGAACAUAUGUUUGAAGGUUUAUUCACGAAAUGAAGGUGAAUUAUUUGUGGUAAAGUUUUAGGGACAUUCUUAGGAAGAUAAAGUUCCAUCAAUUAUGCAUGCAUUCAAGAUGGAAUGUACUUGAGUGUCGCUUUGUGACCAAGAUAAACAUGUUAUUUCCUUUCUGUAAUAGUUACUCAGGUAGUUUAAUAGGUCAAACUAUCAAUAUAAUCAGGUGACCAUAAUAAAGUAUCAACUUAAGAAGAAAAAAAUCAAUCAGAAAUAACACAUCUAUGAAGAAGCAUCAAGGAUGGAAUCAUUUAGUAAUGCCCUUUUUAUAUGAAAUUUUCUAAAAACAUGUCAUAUCUGACAGAUUUAAGUGGUACAUAAAGAACCCACUUUUAUAGUCAUUCUGUUAGCUAUGUAGUUUAUUUCCCUUUUUCCAUUUGUCAUGGUCGAGAUAGAGAGAAGUAUGUAUGGAACAGCUCCUAACUAACUCCCAAAUAGGAAGUGUUUUUUAUGUCAAUUAUAUGUGUCUACCUGUUAUGCUAUUUCUUGUUUCUCCCUUUAUCUGUAUCUGUUUAUUUAUUUUUGUUUCCUCUAUUACUCUGUCUCUCUCUUUCCUUUCUCCCUUCCUCUUCCUCCGACUCUCUGCUUGAUGAUAAAUUGCCACACAUCUACGACUGUUGAUGCAUCGUCAUUGGAACGAGAGAGAAAGGUCCUCGCAUUUGAAAGAGUGUUCCUUGCCGAGGGCUGCAGGCAAUCAACUUAAUGGAAGUGUCAAAAAGCAUUCUGCGUGCCGUUUUGAUGAAUCGCACUGCCGAUCCACACAGAGAGAAAGCCGGCUUAGAGAACGCACAGGGAAUUGCUCGGAAACAGUUUCUCUGUAGCGUAACGCAGAUGACAUCAACCGGAAUGUCUCCUGUUCUAUCACCUUUAGCCAUGCGGCCCUGCAUUUAGGUGGAAUGUGUUCACGGCUCAAACCAAUGUCUAGAGACGUACAGAAAUUCCAUGUGCAUGCAGAAUGGGAAUUCCUGGUAUAUCUGACGUCCAUUGUGAGGGAUUGACUUGUUGCGUAUGUACGUGGGAGAGAAAAACGGAUCGACGUUGGUGGUGAAAUGGAGAUACCUCAUUUGUCCUGAAGCAGUGUUCAGGAAUGAUCAAUUACUUUUCUCUCUGAAACCUAAAUGUCAACCCAAAUUUGAGAUGAAAUAUUGUGAGUAGUGGUUACUAGGCAUACAAAAGUCAUGAUCACUCCUAGUUCUAAUAAGGACAGUUAUGUCUCAUUUUUUUCUGUCUCUCUUCUGAAAUGCUCUUUGUGUGGUACAUGUGUGUAUCAUCUCUUAACUGUAUUUCUAUCCUUCAUCACAUUUCUAUUCCCCCGCUUCAGUACCCUAGAAUAAAUGCAAGACAAUUUUCUUUUUCAUUCUUUCAUUUGCUCCUAAAAUUGUAAAUGUAUAUCUUGUCAAUAACAAUAGGGAAAUAUGCUGUGAAAAAAAUGUGAAUUUAUUGUGUAUGUUAUGGAUAUGGUGUAUGACAAUUAUGCUAUUAGGUAAUGAAAUAUGAUACUGUUUUCAAUGUAUCAGUCAUAGAAACAAGAAAGGAGGGAGAUUUUUUCAUGGUUGUUACAUUGUUAUUUUCGAUGGCGUGUUAUACAAUAUAGGAUUCGGAUGAGUUCAUUUUAGCUAUGCAAACAAUGAUUACAAUGCCAAUAAACAUGGAAUCGUUGGAAAAAAAGGAGAAUGUGUCUGGAUGGCCAAAUGAUGGAGAGAAGAAUUUUAAUAUUUUUGGUAUUUUGAAAAUUAUGUUGUAAAUUU
Molecule: messenger RNA, 4323 nt
Organism: Lytechinus variegatus (green sea urchin)
Lineage: Eukaryota; Metazoa; Echinodermata; Echinoidea; Temnopleuroida; Toxopneustidae
Product: pollen-specific leucine-rich repeat extensin-like protein 1
Exons: 7
Coding region: 162-1895 (577 amino acids)
Source: RefSeq, a predicted model, not a curated record